Glycine soja is the source of this 1019-nucleotide messenger RNA. RefSeq names its product endo-1,3;1,4-beta-D-glucanase-like. Lineage: Eukaryota; Viridiplantae; Streptophyta; Magnoliopsida; Fabales; Fabaceae. The transcript is spliced from 7 exons. Gene Ontology annotation, molecular function: hydrolase activity. Bases 61 to 783 code for a protein of 240 amino acids. The record is from RefSeq and is a predicted model, not a curated record.
GAGAUAGAGCAUGAGGCAAAGUCAACAGUGAAGAGGUGUGACAGAGAGACAAAAGAAAAGAUGUCAGGGCCUCAAUGCUGUUCAAAUCCACCAAGCUUGAACCCCGGUGGAGGAGUUGGGCAUGUGGACAAAGUGGGUGGUGUUGAUUCCUAUUUCACUGGAUCUCCUCACUCCAAACUCGCUGUUCUUAUGCUCUCCGAUGUUUUUGGAUAUGAAGCGCCAAAUUUAAGGAAGCUUGCUGACAAAGUUGGGGCUGCUGGGUAUUAUGUAGUUGUUCCUGACCUCUUGGAUGGCGAACCCUUUAAUCCUCAGAAUUCGGACAGGCCCUUUCCUGCUUGGAUAAAAGAUCAUGGACCAGUGGAGAAAGGUGCUGAAGCUACAAAACCCAUAAUUGAAGCCUUAAAAAGUAAAGGUGUUUCAGCUAUUGCAGCUGUUGGUUUUUGUUGGGGUGCAAAGGUUGUGGUUGAACUUGCGAAAUCCAGACUGAUCCAAACUGCAGUGCUAUUGCAUCCAUCAUUUGUCUCCCUGGAUGACAUCAAGGGUGUUGAUAUUCCAAUUGCUAUACUUGGAGCCGAGGUAGACCAAGUUUCUCCUCCAGAGCUUGUGAAACAAUUUGAACAAGUCCUAGCUGCUAAAUCUGGGGUUGCCAGUUUUGUUAAAAUAUUUCCCAAAGUUUCACACGGUUGGGCUGUGAGAUAUAACACUGAAGAUGCAGAAACCGUAAAGGUGGCAGAAGAGGCCCACCAGGACUUGCUGGACUGGCUUGCUAAACAUCAUAAGUGAGACAUCUUGCUCUGUUAAGACUGUACAAUGGAGUACUUGAGUGAAGGAUGUAAUGUAAAAUGGUACUCAAUCAACGUAGCUGUAGUUUGCAAGAAAAUAAAUGUUGUAUUGUUACAUGUUGGAAGUGGAUCUUAUUGCUAGAUGAUCCUAAUAAUGUUGCUUUCCGUGAUUUGAGUUUGGUGGACAAUUGUGAUUUGAGAUCUUAAUAAAUCAUAUUUUAAAACCUUUAUGUAAAA